AUGGUGCAGGUGUGCUUCCCCAGCGCUCAGGCCUCGGUGCUGGACAGCCUGAACCGGCAGAGAGAGGACGGCAGGCUCUGCGACCUCUCCAUCCACGUCCAGGGACAAGUGUUUAAGGCCCACCGCUGCGUCCUGGCCGCGUCCUCACCCUACUUCCAUGACCAGGUACUACUGAAGAACAUGUCUACAGUCUCCAUCCCGGCAGUGAUGGACCCGCUGGCCUUUGAGAGCGUGCUGAGCUGUGCCUACACCGGUCAGCUCCGGAUGCUACGCGAGGACAUCGUCAACUACCUCACGGUGGGCAGCGUCCUGCAGAUGUGGCACAUCGUGGACAAAUGCACCGAGCUGCUGAAGGAGGGCCGAGCUGCCGCCGGAGGAGGGACGGGUGGAGGAGGCGGAGGCGUGCAGGACAGAGCCAGUGUGGGAGGGGGUGCAGGGUCAGCUAACCCCGGGUGUAGCAGCAGCAACGGUGACGGGGGGCCAGCUGGUGGGCUUGAAGCCGGGAGUGACGGUGGUGUUGGUGGAGGUCAAGCUCAGGUCGUGGGGUCCAACGAGCCCCAGCGUGCCUCCCAACCUCCCAGCCGCCCGUCAGUGAGCGAGAGCCAGUCUCCCAGCAGCACCAACUACUUCAGCCCCAGGGACGGGAGCAGCUUUGGGGGAGGCAGUGCAGCCGCAGCCGGGGCUUCGGUGGACGGAGGCGGGGCUAGCAACACGCCCAGCUACUGCACGCCAUCGGGAGGGGAGGAGGCCUUUCUCAUCGAGGAAGAGGAGGAUGAAGUAGAGGAGGAAGAGGAGGAGGUGUUGUACCACCAAAGGAAGAGGGGAAGAGGAGGAGGCAGCGGAAGGAGGAAGAAAGCAAGCUCAGUGUCAGAGCAGGAAGUCGGAGUCAGCGACAGCUUUGGUGUGUCGUCCUAUCAGGAUGGGGAGGACUCAGCGCUGCCGCCGCAGAAGCGUCCCACCUACAGCCAGCCCAGCAUCAUGCCUCGUAAACAGUGGGUGGUGGUGAAAACCGAACGCACGGAGGACGACGACCUCAUCGUGGUGUCCGGGGAGGAGGGAGGGGAGGACGAGGAGGACGAGGACGAGAGGGAGGCGGAGCUGGCCAGAGAGAGGGAGAGAAGCGACUUCAACAUCUCCAACGUCAGGAGCCUUUCAGCCGAGCUGGGAAGCAGAGCUGAGAACGACAUGGACUCACAGAUGGACUACUGCCAGUCUUCAGAAGACUACCUCAAGUUUGAAGGCAGUUUAAUGGACCAGACGUUAGCGCAGCACCUUCAUGACAGCGCUGCAGGUCAGAGCCAGAGCGCUAACCGUGCUGUGUCAGCGCUGCUGGGCCAGGUUCAGUCCGCAGCCACGGCCCGGGCCCAGCUCUUCCCCCUGGACAUGCAGGGGAACCAGAUCCUCCUCUACAGCCAGGCGUCCGGACUCUCUCUGGACGCUGCCGCCCCCCCGCUGGGGAUGGCAGGUGGCAUGAUCGGAGCAGCCUCUUUCAAAGGUCCCGGUCUGGAGCACGGCGCGGUCCACCUGUCGGUGCAGGGCGGUUUGGGAGUCGAUGGCAUGGACAGCGGGGGGAUCGGAGGUGGAGGCGGCAGCGGCGGCAGCAACAGCGGCACCGGGGGUUCAGGGAAAGUGUUUAUGUGUCACUGUGGUAAAACCUUCACCCACAAGAGCAUGAGGGACCGCCACAUUAACAUGCACCUGGACCUGAGGCCGUUCCACUGCCCUGUCUGCGCCAAGAAGUUCAAGAUGAAGCAUCAUCUCACAGAGCACAUGAAGACGCACACGGGCCUCAAGCCGUACGACUGCCUCGGCUGCGGCAAGAAGUUCAUGUGGCGCGACAGCUUCAUGAGGCACCGCUCGCACUGCGAGAGGCGCAGCGGGCUGGGGGAGAGCGGGGAGGGUGGGAGCAGCGGCGAGGGAGGGAGACGAGGGGGAGGUGAGGAUGGGCCAGAUUUGAUUUCCUCCCCUCACCUCCUCUUGUCUGCGGGUGAGGGAGGUCAGGGUAAUAUGAUGGGAGGAGGAGGGAGAGGGGGAGUGUCUGUUUCCUCUCCGCAUCUUUCCGGUGCCGUUCUGUCGCCGCAGCACGGCGGCGUCUCAGCCACAGGAAGUAGCAGCAGCAACAACAGUGCGAGCAACAACAUGGCCGCCGCUGGAGCGCACCUAGGGGUCGUCUCUCAGAGUCCAGGUCAGGGUCAGGGAUCUGGGAUGUUUGGUCUAGGGUUAGGUCGAAGUGUGUGUGACGAAGACGUGUGUGAAGUCAGUGCCAAUGAGAGCAGCGUGACUUAA
Messenger RNA from Seriola dumerili (greater amberjack), 2286 nucleotides. RefSeq names its product zinc finger and BTB domain-containing protein 22-like (gene zbtb22b). Gene Ontology annotation, biological process: regulation of transcription by RNA polymerase II. Gene Ontology annotation, molecular function: DNA-binding transcription factor activity, RNA polymerase II-specific; RNA polymerase II cis-regulatory region sequence-specific DNA binding; protein binding. NCBI's taxonomy places the organism in Eukaryota, Metazoa, Chordata, Actinopteri, Carangiformes, Carangidae. The transcript is spliced from 4 exons. The record is from RefSeq and is a predicted model, not a curated record. The coding region runs from base 1 to 2286 and encodes 761 amino acids.